Molecule: messenger RNA, 1215 nt
Organism: Alexandromys fortis (reed vole)
Lineage: Eukaryota; Metazoa; Chordata; Mammalia; Rodentia; Cricetidae
Gene: M6pr
Product: mannose-6-phosphate receptor, cation dependent
Exons: 7
Coding region: 182-1018 (278 amino acids)
Biological process (GO): protein targeting to lysosome
Cellular component (GO): trans-Golgi network; Golgi apparatus; endosome
Molecular function (GO): protein domain specific binding
Source: RefSeq, a predicted model, not a curated record
CGCCGCUUCCUGUUUCCGGUUUCUGGAGCAGAGCGCAGAGCGGCGCUUUGGGAAGCACUGGCCUCAGACGGGAACCGAGGACCGGGGUCUGCGGCCCGCCGCUCUCCGGCCGCGUCUCCCAGCCCCAGGGCCACAUUCUUGGGGGCUCCUUAGCUUCGGCUGCUGUGUUUACCGUGACACGAUGUUCCCCUUCUCUGGCUGCUGGAGGACUGAACUGUUACUGUUGCUGGUCCUGGCUCUGGCUGUGAAAGAAUCCUGGCAGACAGAAGAAAAGUCUUGUGACCUGGUAGGAGACAAUGAGAAGGAGUCGAAGCAAGAGCAGGCUCUCCUGGAGAGGCUACGGCCACUGUUCAACAAAAGUUUUGAGAGCACUGUGGGCCAGGGCUCGGACUUAUACAUCUACAAAUUCAGAAUAUGCCGGGAAGCUGGCAACCACUCCUCUGGGGCAGGCCUGGUGCAGAUCAACAAAAAUACCUGGAAGGAGACGGUGGUUGGGAGGAUCAACGAGACUCACCUCUUCAAUGGAAGUAAUUGGAUCAUGCUCAUCUAUAAAGGGGGUGACGAAUAUGACAACCACUGUGGCAAAGAGCAGCGUCGUGCAGUGGUGAUGAUCUCCUGCAAUCGACACACACUAGCGGGCAAUUUUAACCCAGUGUCAGAGGAGCGGAACAAAGUCCAAGAUUGCUUGUACCUCUUUGAGAUGGACAGCAGCGUAGCCUGUUCACCAGAGGCCUCCCACCUCAGUGUGGGCUCUAUCUUACUGGUCAUAUUUGCAUCCCUGGUUGCCGUCUACAUCAUGGGGGGUUUCUUAUACCAGCGACUGGUGGUGGGAGCCAAGGGAAUGGAGCAGUUUCCCCAUUUGGCCUUCUGGCAGGACCUUGGCAACCUCGUAGCUGAUGGUUGUGACUUUGUGUGCCGCUCCAAACCCCGCAACGUGCCUGCUGCCUAUCGUGGAGUUGGGGAUGACCAGCUGGGGGAAGAGUCGGAAGAAAGGGAUGAUCAUUUGCUACCAAUGUGAUUGCACUUUUAAUGUCCAGCCACCUCUUCAGUCCCCAAACCAAAGCAUACACAGCCAGAUUUCUCAAGCCGUCUCUUCGCAUCUCUCGCCUUGCCAUUAAAAUUCUUGCUUUCCAGUGGGCUUUUGAUUUGACCCUAAACUGCCUCCCUCUGCUCCUGUUGUUUCUCUUCUGCACAAGUACAUAGGGUCUUUGGGUU